CAACCAGAUCCCAACAAGAAAGGAAUUCUGCCAAGAAACAAAAGUUUUUCUCUACCUUGGUGGUGUGUGAUUGUGGCAUGGAUUUUGGUCAUCAUUUGCUUCUGUGUGUCAAUAUUCUUCCUCUGGGCAUAUGGGAUCCAAUUUGGCAAUGAAAAGGCCACCAAAUGGGUGUCUUCUCUCAUAUUUUCAUUCCUCUCAUCUGUCAUGGUUGUGGAGCCAAUCAAGAUUUUAUGUCUUGCAAUGGUCUUCAGUGCAGUUUGCAAAAGUGCUGACACUGCUGAUGAUGCAGAUGAGGAUGAAGAAGACCCUGCCUUGGAAUGGGAUGAGAGUUACCUUCAAUAUCCUUCAAGACAAAAGAGAGAAUCAGGGAAAUCAAGUAUGCAGUUACCGACUCCUGAACAACUGGAAGCAGCAAGAAAACAGCGCCAGAAUGAAACUAGAAUGUGGUCCAUGUUCAAGGAAAUCUUUUUCUAUUCUGUAUACCUCACCAUUGUGGUCACACUGUCUUAUGGAGAUCAGGAU
Messenger RNA from Notodromas monacha, 522 nucleotides. The record is from the annotation of a GenBank genome assembly. NCBI's taxonomy places the organism in Eukaryota, Metazoa, Arthropoda, Ostracoda, Podocopida, Cyprididae.